Fusarium keratoplasticum is the source of this 1176-nucleotide messenger RNA. RefSeq names its product Branched-chain-amino-acid aminotransferase. The coding region runs from base 1 to 1176 and encodes 391 amino acids. Gene Ontology annotation, molecular function: branched-chain-amino-acid:2-oxoglutarate transaminase activity. Gene Ontology annotation, cellular component: mitochondrion. Lineage: Eukaryota; Fungi; Ascomycota; Sordariomycetes; Hypocreales; Nectriaceae. The record is from RefSeq and is a predicted model, not a curated record. Gene Ontology annotation, biological process: L-leucine biosynthetic process; L-valine biosynthetic process. The transcript has 3 exons.
AUGUCUCUUGAUCCGCCCCAAUUCAACGGUGCAUCGACCCCGAAGCAACGGCUCGAUGCAUCCAAACUAAAGUUCACACAAUCGACAGUCCUCCACCCAGUUCCUGAGCCUGGAUCUCCCGAGCUGUGGGCACAGAAUGUCCACACCGACCACAUGGUAACAUGCCGCUGGACUGCUGAGAAAGGCUGGGACGUACCCGAGAUUAAGCCCUUUGCCGACUUUAGCAUUUCCCCCCUCGCUUCCUGCAUUCACUAUGCGACUCAAUGUUUCGAGGGCAUGAAGGCCUAUCGAGGGUUCGACAACCGUGUCAGACUUUUUCGACCGGAUCGAAAUGCGAAGCGAUUGGUCAUGAGCGCGAAAAGGGUAUCACUGCCUGAGUUUGAUGACGCAGAGUUGGUGGAAUUGAUCAAGGCACUGGUCCGCACCGAUGCGAAGAGAUGGCUUGCAGAGCCCGGAAGCUUCCGCUACGUCCGACCAGCACUGAUCGGAACCGGGCGUCAGUUGGGUGUUCAGAUCCCCAGAGAAGCAGUACUAUUCAUUGUCAUGGUCUGCUGGCCCGACUUUUCCACCGAAACUCCACCUGGUGUUGUGGCGAGAUCAGACCUCCGCCUCCUCACGUCGAGAAAUGACACCAUUAGAGCCUGGCCUGGUGGCUUCGGCUACGCCAAAGUCGGUGCCAACUACGGCCCCAGCUUUGCGUCGCACUGCGAGGCACAGGAAUCCGGUUACGACCAAAUCCUGUGGCUCUUUGGAGAGGAUGGUCAAGUUACAGAAGCAGGCGCGAGCAACUUCUUCGCGAUCGUCAAGGAUGAACGUACAUCGAAGCUACAGCUUCUCACGGCGCCGUUGGAUGACAAACUCAUUCUUGACGGCGUCACUAGGCGAUCAGUCCUGGAACUGGUUGAAUCCAGACUGGCGGACGAACUGGAAGUGAAGGAGACAAAGUUCACCAUCUCGGACCUUGAAAAGGCGUGGAAAGACGGCCGUCUCGUAGAGGCGUUCGUAUCUGGCACAGCUUUCUUUAUCAAGGAUGUGUCGACCAUUCGCGUGGGUGACCGUAAUCUCGACUUGGUACAGAAGCGGGAUAGCACUGGCAAAUUUGGACCGCGAAUCAAGGGCUGGUUGAAGGAUAUCAUGUUUGGGGUUGAAGAGCACAAAUGGGGCGUGGCUGUUUAA